UUGGAAAAACUCGAUCUGGAGUACUGUUCACAAGUGACUGAUUCUACCCUUAUCCAACUUGCCACCUACUGCCCCAGGUUAAACACCCUGGUAUUGUCUCACUGCGAUCAAAUCACCGAUGAGGGAAUUUCCCGACUGGUGGAAGGUCUUUGUGGUCCCCAACAACUCCAGCGAUUGGCCAUGGAUAACUGCCCCCUUCUGACGGAUUCCUCACUUACGAUGCUCGGAUCGGUAUGCCAGAAUCUCUGCCAAGUGGAUCUCUACGACUGCCAACUCAUAACGCGACAAGGAAUUGAGAAUCUGAAGCAACAAAAUCCACGGUUGAAAAUUCAAGCUUUCUUCGCACCAGGAACUCCACCUGAAUCUACUCUAGGUCAUCGAAGACGCUACUGUCGAUGCUGUACCAUUCUAUAA
Rodentolepis nana is the source of this 414-nucleotide messenger RNA. The record is from the annotation of a GenBank genome assembly. Lineage: Eukaryota; Metazoa; Platyhelminthes; Cestoda; Cyclophyllidea; Hymenolepididae.